Molecule: messenger RNA, 3719 nt
Organism: Carcharodon carcharias (great white shark)
Lineage: Eukaryota; Metazoa; Chordata; Chondrichthyes; Lamniformes; Lamnidae
Gene: tbc1d31
Product: TBC1 domain family, member 31
Exons: 22
Coding region: 220-3495 (1091 amino acids)
Cellular component (GO): centrosome
Molecular function (GO): protein binding
Source: RefSeq, a predicted model, not a curated record
CUUCCCUGCCCGGAUGUUUGUGGAGGAGAGAAUGUCCGUUAUUUUGGGAAAUUUUGUUUCUUCCGUUUCUUGACGUCGUUAAUUGGAUUCGGAUUGAAGUUGUCAACUGGAGUUUCAAACCUGUAGAUUUUUGUCGCGGCGGUGUUUGGGGGUCUGUUGAUUUAACCAACUGAGGUGAUCAGGGGGGGAAGAGUUUGAAUUUCCCGCCGGCCGGGCCUCAUGCAGAGCAGCGACAUCGGAGCCCGGGAGCGGGGCAAGAUCUGGCAUCGAAGGCCCAGCCCCUUGGUAGCCGACGGUGUCAUAGUAAACGUUACUCAUAGUGUUGUGGGCUAUCACUCAAAGACCAUUCGAUUUCUUCAUGUUGCAUUUGAUGCUGCAGGGGAAGCUUUUCUUGCUGGUGAUCACCAGGGCAACAUCUACCUCUUUGACUUGAGCAGAAAUAGCUUUAAACUAGUGCAGCGAACAGGGCAGGCAUGUACAGCAUUGGCUUUCAACCUCCGAAGGAAGACAGAAUAUUUGGUCGCUCUGGCAGAUUACUCUGUGAAAUGUUUUGAUACAGACACAAAGGAGCUUGUGAGUUGGAUGAGGGGACAUGAGUCUGCCGUUUCAUCCAUUUCUGUUCAUGGAUCUGGAAGAUAUGCGAUCACUACAUCUUCUGAUGCAGCACAACUGUGGGACUUGGACACAUUCCAACGAAAGAGGAAACUGAAUGUACACUUGUCAGUUGGCAUUCAGAAGGUUUAUUUCCUGCCAUUGAGUAAUACUAUCAUCAGUUGCUUUAGGGAUGAUUCUAUCUUUGCCUGGGAAAGUGACACACUGCAUUGCAAGUACCAAUUACCAGUACCAGAAGACGAAUCCCGGAUCACUUAUAGAGCUUUUGCUGUUACCAGGGAUGGUCAGUCUCUUGUAGCAGGAGGAAAAUCCAACUUUCUUCACCUCUGGUGCCUGAAUGCCAGGCAGCUUCAGCGGAUAAUUCAGAUGCCUCCAAAAGUGCGAACAGUUCGACAUCUGGAAUUUCUCCCCAACAGUUUUGAUGGUGGAUCAAGCCAGGUCAUUGGAGUCUUGAGUCAGGAUGGCAUAAUGAGGUUUAUCAACGUCCAGACCUGCAAGCUGCUUUUUGACAUUGGAAGCCUCGAUAAUGGAAUUAACACCGUGGCAAUCAGUCAAAAUGGACAUUAUAUUGCAGCAGUCUUAGAGGAUGGCAGCCUUAACAUUUACAGUGUCAAGGCUUUGUCACAGGAAUUAAACAAGCCUCCUCCUCCACUGGUUAAAGUUGUUGCAGACAGCAAGAAGACCAAGGACUCUAAAAACCAGAAUGGUGUGUCUGGCCUGAAAAUGAGAGUGACAUCUGGACGAGUAGCAAGACCUUUGGGAGGAAAGUCAGCUGGGAAGAAAAUCCAGACCAGAGUCCUAAAGCCCUCAGGCAGCAUUAUGGAGGACAAGGAGAAUGUGCUUCCAGCAGGCCUGAAUAAAAAGCGGCUACAGGCCCUGCUGAAAGAAUUUGGAGAAUAUCCAGAGAAGUACAGGAUGUUUAUUUGGCGUUCUUUACUGCAAUUACCUGAGAACCAUGCAGCUUUCAGUAGCCUCACUGACAAGGGUACACAUGCUGCAUACCUGGGAAUUCAUGAAAGAUAUCCCAUCAAAAGUCGAAAACUCCUAAGGGUUCUUCAAAGGGUUUUGUCAGCCAUGGCUCACUGGUCAGCCAUCUUUGCUGAGGUCUCUUACCUUCCACUACUCGCAUUUCCAUUUGUCAAACUCUUUCAAAACAACCAGUUGAUUGGGUUUGAAGUUGUUGCUACCAUAAUAAUAAGUUGGUGUCAACACUGGUUUGAGUACUUUCCAAAUCCUCCAAUAAAUAUCCUCAGCGUGGUUGAGAAUAUUCUGGCUCACCAUGACAAAGAAUUGCUGCAGCACUUGGUGAAAUACAACAUAACCUCACAGUUAUAUGCCUGGCCUCUUAUGGAAACACUCUUCUCAGAGGUGCUAACGAGAGAGGAGUGGCUUAAACUAUUUGAUAAUGUUUUCUCCAAUCAUCCGUCCUUCCUGCUGGUGGCAGUAGCGGCCUAUUUAAUUUGUUCACGAACUCCUCUGCUCCAGUGCAAUAUUAAAGGAGACCUUGAGCAUUUCUUCCAUCACCGUAACAACCUGGACCUAAGUGCCGUGAUCAAAGAAGCAUACCAUCUUAUGGAUACCACACCUGAGGAUAUCAACCCCAAACGCAUGUUGGAUGACUUUGUACCACUAACCAAAGGGCAGUAUCCAAUAUUUAACAAAUAUCCAAAGUUUGUUGUUAACUACCAGACUAAAGAACGUGAGAAGAUCUGGCAUGAGGAGUUGGAUUAUUUAAAAGAAAGGCAGUUGGCACAUGGGCUGCAAGCUGAAAGUGUUAAGAGGCAGGCUGAGAAUGCAGCCUGGUACCGGCAACAACAGUUACUGCAGGAAGCUGAGGAGCAGAGGAGAAAGAUCCUGCUUGAAGAGGAACAAAAACUUGUAGAACAGAGAGUAAGGCUUGCCGCUAUGAAGCGUGAAUUGAAGGUAAAAGAACUUCAGGUCUUGGAUGCAGCACACAAGCGCUUCCUGAAACAUCAGCAGGAACAACAAAAAUCUGAAUUAAGGCGGCUUGAUGAUGAGAUUGAUAGGAAGGUUGCUCUCCGAAGCAAGGAAACAGCUGCCUUAAUUCAGGACAUUGAAGUCAGAAAUAUGGAACUGGACAUGCAAAAAAAAAUAUUUGAGCAACAACUUGCCAAGGAUCAGGAGACUGUGAUGCGGGGUGUGAAAGGACACUUGGAUACCAAUUGGAUCAAGGCAGAUGUUGAAGAACAGAAGUUUAAGAGGGUACUGGAGAUGGACCAAGAUCCAAAUGUUGAGGAUUAUAAGAACAAUGAAGAGGAGUUAGCCACAGCUGAUCAGCUGUCUGCCGCAGUUGGCUGGCAAGCACAGAUGCUGCACAAGCAAAGGGUGUACAAUUUGGAUCAGAAGAAAUGCCAAACACAGUUGGCACACCUUGCCAGUGAGAGCAGAGAAAGGGAGACCAAGCUGUUGCAGAUGACAAAGGAAGUUGAAGGCAAACGGUGGGAUGAGGUUGUUGGAAGGCAUGUUCAGCCAAAAGCAUCACAGCAAGAGAGGGCUGCUGCUGAGGCUCAGAGACCCCCAUUGUUGUUGGAUGAAAUGAGUCGAGCAGCGGAACAUGAUGGAGAUCUGCACAAAAACUUAUUUGAGGGGCUUUGUCACACAAGUACUAAAUAUCCAACGAAACAAAGAAGGGAUCCAUUACAAGGCAGUGGAGAGGAAAAUCCUGGCAGUCUCUGUUUGAACAAUGUGUCUUUGGACUCCUCUGUGCAGUUGUCUUUAGACAGAGGAAGGGCUGACCUGGAAAGCAAAGAGCGUGAAUUAAUGACUGGAAUACAAGAGCUGAGACAAAAACUAACAACGCGGGCUCGUCAGAGAUAUUCCACCAGCUCCCUGGCAGAUGAGAUGAUAUAUACUCAUUAUUAAAUGACUUUUCAGUUAAAAUGCAAUCUAUAUAUUAAUAUUUAUUAGUACUUAACUUUUGGUGCAAUACUCUGUUGAUUACUCUUCUGUUUUGAUCAGAUUGAUAUGAAAUCAAGUUUAAUUUUGUAGUUAUGUACAGUGUGAUUAAGAUGUGCAUAUCAUGAUUCUGUUAUUAUUAAAAGUUGCUGCUAUUGUACAGAGUUGGCAAUAAAACCACAGGGAAUUUU